AAACUUGGUAUCGGAGGUAAUCAUCAAAAAGCCGUAAACGCGUACCUCUGCGGAUGAGCUAGACCGAGUACUCCAUAUCGGAGUCAUGCUGGUAAUCCUUUCCAAAAGUCAAAUCCAACCCUGACUACUAACCUAAGAUGCAUAAAUACCACCUUACUCCAGACUCUUUCCCCAAACCACGCAAACAGGAACCAGCACACAUCAACCUACCCAAAUCCAUCCAGCAACACGGCCACCAUCAACCACAAUGAAGCUACCGAUUCUCUCCUUCAGUCUCCUCUAUAUCUGGAUCGCCUCCGUCAACGCAGACUUUUUCCAUUGCGUCUGCGAAACAAGGCCAUACCACACUGUUUUUCGAUCCAAAGAAGCCUGCGUCUUUGUCAAGAACAGAGCCCUCCCCAGAGACAAAGUCAGCAUAAGUCUGGCGGCCGACGGCAGUCCGUGGGCGGGUAACCUUACGUGUCGUAUGCUAGAUCCCGCCAAGUUUUGGGGUCCAUCCGUUUGCGGCGGACAGUAUAGCCGCUUCUUUCGGUAUGAUGUCUGCAAGCCCGAGUGCAAGUACGAUGGGAAGGACCCCGAGGACUGUAUAACAGCCUAUGAUCAACAGCCAUCUGUUCAAACUGGCAUUUGACUUAGUGCGUGUCUAGUAUAUUAGUAUAGCUUCCAGUCGAAUCCCGCAGUAAAUCAAUCGAGUCUUCAAUACUGUCACCAAGCCCAUUCCUCUUAAGUUCGGAGGAAGGUACAUUCUGUAUUAUACCGCC
Colletotrichum phormii is the source of this 761-nucleotide messenger RNA. RefSeq lists its product as uncharacterized. Bases 248 to 631 code for a protein of 127 amino acids. NCBI's taxonomy places the organism in Eukaryota, Fungi, Ascomycota, Sordariomycetes, Glomerellales, Glomerellaceae. The record is from RefSeq and is a predicted model, not a curated record. The transcript has 3 exons.